Molecule: messenger RNA, 1366 nt
Organism: Prosopis cineraria
Lineage: Eukaryota; Viridiplantae; Streptophyta; Magnoliopsida; Fabales; Fabaceae
Product: probable carboxylesterase 18
Exons: 1
Coding region: 169-1164 (331 amino acids)
Biological process (GO): pollen tube growth
Molecular function (GO): carboxylic ester hydrolase activity
Source: RefSeq, a predicted model, not a curated record
GUUUCCAAGCAAGGCGUCCAGUCAACGCACAACAGCCUCAUUGAUUAUUUCUAUUUUCUGCCGAAGCCUCAACCACAACUUGCUCCUCCUCAACGGAACAUCUCUCACUUUUCUUUAGAAUCACUCUUUCGCUGCUUCUUCACUCUCGCUCGCACCCAACGCUCUCUCAUGCCUUCUUCAACCUCCAAGCCCAUCCUUCCAUGGAAGACCCACCUCUCGCUCUCCCUUGUUUCUGCAGUCACCGAUGCCGUUCGCCGUUCCGACGGUACCCUCAACCGCCGAGUCAUGAACUUCUUCGACCUCAAAACCAGCCCCAAUCCAAAACCCAUUAAAGGUGUUAAAUCCUCCGACGUUACCGUCGACCCCUCUCGAAAUCUCUGGUUCAGGCUUUUCACACCCACUUUGGUCACCGCUUCUUCGUCUCUUCCCGUCAUUGUUUUCUUCCACGGUGGUGGGUUCACGUAUCUGUCAGCCGCUUCCUUCUCGUACGACGCCGUUUGCAGACUGUUCGCUCGUAAGUGUCCCGCUAUUGUAAUCUCUGUGAACUACCGGCUCAUCCCGGAACAUCGGUAUCCUGCUCAAUACGACGACGGGUUUGACGUCCUCCAAUUCCUCGACCAAGACGGUGGCGAUUUGCCCGAUAGUGCUGAUUUGUCGAAGUGCUUCUUGGCCGGUGAUAGUGCCGGCGGGAACUUGGCCCAUAACGUGGCAGUUAGGGUCUGCCGGAACAGGCUCCGGAAAGUGCGGGUUAUUGGGCAGAUUUCGAUCCAGCCAUUUUUCGGAGGAGAGGAGAGGACCGAAUCCGAGACCCGACUUCCAAAAGCCCCGCUGGUUUCAGUCGAGAGGACCGAUUGGAUAUGGAAGGUGCUGCUGCCGGACGGAUCCAACCGAGACCACGAGGCGGUUAACGUGAGCGGGCCGAAUGCGGUGGAUAUAUCGGGGAUGGAUUAUCCGGAUACGAUCGUGUUCGUGGGUGGUUUUGACCCGUUGCAGGAUUGGCAGAGGAGGUACUACGAGUGGUUAAAGAAAUCAGGGAAAGAGGCUGAAUUGAUCGAGUAUCCAGACAGCAUUCAUGCAUUUUAUGUAUUUCCAGAAUUGCCCGAGGCUUCACAGUUAAUUUCUGAAGUGAGAGAUUUUAUCAACAAGCGCGUGUCCAAAUUGUAACGAAACUGGUCGGAUCGAGUUUAUCUUUGAUGGUUCUCUUCAUAUAAACAUGUCUUUGUUUUUGUUCUUUAAUUAUGUAUUUUUCGAUGUUUAUCAUGUGUUUUCCCUUGUAUCUUCCUCCUCCUCAGUCUUGUUGCCACCACAUCAUGGCAAUUUUAUGAAUGUGAAAGUAUAUAGAAAUUGAAGUUUAGAUGUGCAAUAA